AUGACCAACAAUAUUCUCAUCACUAGGGAGGUGAUACGACAGAAGUGGCACUUUUUCGCAGCUGAACUUGGAAUCCCGGAAGAAGACUGGCUCACGCUGAGUCCUGGCUGGUUGACGAAGUACAAAGCAAGGAUGGGGCUCAAGGAAUAUAAGCGGCACAGUGAGGCAGCCUCAGCUGACGUGGAGACUGUCGAGAGAGAGCAGAGGCAUAUGAAGGGGGUGAAGUUGCGGCUUACAUAUGCCCUCACAGCAAACGCAGAUGGCACCGACAAACUGCAACCUCUCGUUAUCGGGAAGUACCGCCAACCUCGAGCAUUCAACAAGAAGUCGGCAGCAGCACACGGUUUCCUGUACCGACACAAUCCGAAGGUGUGGAUGACAACUGUCCUAUAUCAAGAAUGGAUCAGGGACUGGAACGAGGAGCUGCGACGGAAGGGGAGACAUGUCUUGUUGCUGCAGGACAACUUCUCUGGGCAUGCUGUCCCUGCUGGUCUCACGAACAUUCGCGUCGAGAACUUCGAGCCAAAUCUGACAUCUCAUGUGCAGCCAAACAACCAAGGCAUCAUCAGGUGCUUCAAGGCCCACUACCGUGCUGCUUACAUCGAACGCGCGAUUGCCCGGUACGACCAGGGCAUCACCCCAAGCAGCAUCUACGACAUCAACCAGCUGCAGGCUAUGCGGCUGGCUGAUAUUGAUUGGUGGCAGGUCAACACCACCACCCUCCGGAACUGCUGGAAGAAGGCUCAAAUCUUACCUGAGUUUACCAGUCCCACCCGUUCUCAACCCUCAGUCCCAGUCUCAUCCCUUCUUGAUGGCGAUGCUGAUCCUCUUCUGCAUGCCAAGAAAGUUGUUGAGGUGGCUCUUGAUGCUCUGCAGGCAACAGGAACCCUCCAGAGAGUGAAUCGGAUGGACUUGACGGAGCUCCUGAACCCAGAGGUGGAGCAGGGGUUAGCUUCCAGGAUGUCGGAUGCGGAGAUCGUGGAGAUGGUCAUGGUCGAGAGCAGGGGAGGCGAGGAGAGUGUGGGAGCAGAGGGAGCGCGUGAUGAAGAUGACGAGGAUGGCCCAAUUGAACUUCCUCCUACAUGCAAGGAGGUCCUCGAGGCCACCGCUGUAAUUGGGCGGUGCCUCGACAACAUGGACAGCAUGCUCGCUCAAAAACUCGAGGUCAUGCUUGCCUCCCUCACACGUCAGAUGAGGGUUGAAGCAUCACAACAGCUUGAGACGUCCAAAAUCACUGACUUUUUUACUCGUAGCUCGUCGGAAUAG
Coniophora puteana RWD-64-598 SS2 is the source of this 1266-nucleotide messenger RNA. RefSeq names its product DDE-domain-containing protein. Gene Ontology annotation, cellular component: nucleus. Lineage: Eukaryota; Fungi; Basidiomycota; Agaricomycetes; Boletales; Coniophoraceae. Gene Ontology annotation, molecular function: DNA binding. The coding region runs from base 1 to 1266 and encodes 421 amino acids. The record is from RefSeq and is a predicted model, not a curated record. The transcript has 2 exons.